ACGACCAUGCGCCCACCUUCGGAAUGAACUUGUUUUUGCCCACGACUCUCCUAAGGCGCGACAAGAUCCAUGGCGCACUCAUCAGUAUCGGCCUCUGCCAACAAUGAGGUUGCGGUCGACGCGCUGGACGAGCUUCGGCACAGUCACGAUGUCACCAGAAUAAACAGCCAAGUCGCCGAUGCACAUGAAAAGGGCGGCCGCGGAGACGUAGGGAACGGGGAUGCACGUAAACAGAGCCGCGGCGGCCGCAGAACCGAGAUCGAGCUCACGGACCAGACGAACCUGCUCCCGUUCAAGAAGAUCCUGGCUGUCUUCAGCGGGCUCGCACUCUGUGCACUUGUAUCGUGCCUCGACAGCACUAUCGUUGCGACUGCCCUACCGACCAUCUCUGCCGCGUUCAAUGCGGGAUCGGUCGUGUCCUGGGUGCCGUCGGCGUACCUGCUGACGUCCACGGCCUUCCAGCCGCUUUACGGCCGUUUUAGCGACAUAUUUGGCCGCAAGGCCGCAAUGUGCAUGGCGAUGGGCGCGUAUAUGUUUGGUUGUUUGCUCGCCGGCUUCUCGAAGUCGAUCAUUCAGCUGAUCAUAUUCAGAGGCAUCGCCGGUGCAGGUGGAGGUGGUAUUGUUAGUGUGCUGCAGAUCAUCAUCUCUGACGUGGUCAGCUUGAGAGACAGGGGAAAAUAUCAGGGCAUCAUUGGAGGCGUCAUCUCUCUGGGAUACGCUCUAGGGCCGGUUAUUGGAGGUUUGCUAGCCCAGAAGGCUUCUUGGAGGUGGUGUUUCUGGGUGACUUUGCCGGUAUCCGCCUUCGCAGUCGCGAUGGUCCUACUCGUUCUGCCUCUCAAACGCGUCGAGGGAAAUUUCCGCAGGAAGCUAAUGGUCAUCGACUACUUCGGCUGUGCUUUGACUCUGGUAGCAUGUGCACUCUUGCUGCUUCCGCUCAUUUGGGGUGGUGUAACAUUCCCUUGGACCUCGGCGGUGGUCUUGGCUCCACUUUGUAGUAGUGCAGUUGUCGUAGGAAUCUUCUGCCUCUGGGAAUGGAAAGGUGCGAAGCUGCCGAUCGUUCCAAUGUACAUUUUCAAACACGUCACCGUGACUGGUGUUUAUAUCACGAUGUUUAUCAACGGGAUGAUUUUUUUCUCUGCGCUUUAUUACCUUCCGCAGUUCUUUCAGGUCGCGCUUGCUUACUCGCCCAUCCGAUCGGGUGUCUUCCUUUUGCCCGUCUUAGUCAGUCAGACAGUGGCAAGUUUUUGCGCUGGUCAAAUUAUCAGCAAGACAGGCCGUUAUAGGACUGUUAUACAUAUCGGGUUCUCUGUGUGGGCAAUUGGAUGUGGAUGUGUCUCGACCAUCAAGCCUUCUACACCCAAGGGCCUUACUGUGUUCUUCAUGCUUAUGACCGGCACAGGAGGCGGCCAGACCUUGCAGACGACUACUGUUGCUGCCCAAGCCAGCGUGUCUCGCCGCGACAUGUCUGUUGUCACUGCUGUCCGUAACUUCGUAAGAUUGCUAGGUGGAACGCUGGCUCUUGCUAUCGGCUCGACUAUCAUCAACAACUCCCUCCAGCAUUCGAUGACGGAACUCAAUCUGCCCUCCUCGACAAUCAAGAAGAUCGUCGACGACCCAACGCUUCUCGGCGCACGGUUGACGGGUGCGAUGAACAGCACGUCGAACCCGCUGAGCGCGAUCGGUAUCUCGCCCGACGCGGCAGAUCACAUCCUCAACGGCUACAACAACGGCUUCCGGGUGGUGUUCAUCAUGAAUGCGGUGCUCGCGGCAAUUGCUACGAUCGUGAGCAUCCUCAUGAUCCGUCACAAGGAGCUGACGCGCGGAGACGAGGUGCAGCUGAGGGCGCGUGCGAAAAUGGAAGAUAAGGCGCAGGGGAGCAAUGAGAAGGAUGAUGCGCAGAACGAUAUCGAAAUGGGUACGCCUUACGCGCGAGAGGAAAGUGACCACAAGCAGGGUUCUCCGUCGAGCCCUGUAGAUGAAAAGUCAUGAUAUGCAUGACCACUCAUGACCGGCAUGAUCUGAGUCCAUACUUCUCCAUUCUCUAGAUCCGUAGAUUCGAUACUAGAUAGAUGCAUGGUCGAUCC
This is a messenger RNA of Phanerochaete carnosa HHB-10118-sp, 2084 nucleotides long. RefSeq lists its product as uncharacterized. The record is from RefSeq and is a predicted model, not a curated record. The transcript has 13 exons. Gene Ontology annotation, molecular function: transmembrane transporter activity. Lineage: Eukaryota; Fungi; Basidiomycota; Agaricomycetes; Polyporales; Phanerochaetaceae. Gene Ontology annotation, biological process: transmembrane transport. Bases 70 to 1989 code for a protein of 639 amino acids.